AUGUAUAAUUCCGAUUGGUACUACAAGGACUUCGCGGUGUGGGCCGUGUUACUGCUUCUGCUCCUCGGCAGCACGGAGAUCCUCACGAAUCAGGUUGUGCCCUACAGGUAUCCGUUUUAUGGCAUCGUGUUGGUCGUCAUCCUCAAGGGGUAUGUGAGGAUCGCUUCCAUGAGGAUGGUGAGCAAAUCCUACCUCGGCAUGGAGGUGAAGGUGAUAGCGGAAUAUAUGCAGUAUGUAGACAACAAGGUGGUGGCCUUCGAUCCUGUGACCAUGGAAGGCUACCGGUACAUAGUUGCUGGAGAGAAACACUCCAACACAACAUGGUACAAGAAGCCGGACGACUCGAAGGUUACCACCGUGGAACAGAUCUGGCAGUGCGAGGGGAAUCUGCUCGUCAUUGGUGAUCGGGGCAAGGUGCUCAAGGACUCGUGCCUCUCUAUGGCACUCUCCAAGAUGCUCAACCGAAGGUUUGCUGGCUUCAAGCUCUCAGAGGCAGAGCUUAAAAAAACCCAUGACUUUGUGUUUAAAGGCCUGCUCGCCGGGGACAAGCCACAUCAGAGGGCCUUCAGGGUCAUCGAGGAAGAGCUUGCUUUUGUCCAUGACUACUUGUAUUACACAAGGUAUUCUUACUUCUACCAAAAGGGUCGAUACAUUGCCCUCUGUCUGCCCAUCACCAUGCUUGCCCUAUGCUCAUGGCUCGCCUGCGUGCUCGUCGUGCACUACCAGCGUUGGUUCAAGCUGGCACUAAUGCGGAGCUACGUCACCACACCGCUUUUGCGUAGAAGCCGAACGCUUGAGAUGAUCAUAGGCCUUCUUUUGAGAUUCAAGGCAUUUCAGCCAUGGAAGUGUAGACUUGGCCAGUACUGUCUCCUCCAGGAGCUUGGCCGCAAAAGUAGGGCUAGGAAUUGUCUCCAUUAUGCUACACUGUGCCUAGUGGACAAGGCUAGCAAGGAACGGAAGAAAUCAGAAAAGCUGUCCGAAGAUGUGAAGAAAGCCAUCGUUGAUUCCCUUCUAGCAAGCAACGGACACCUGACGAAUGGGGUAACAUCGCUGCGAAGAAAUGGCGUCCAUGAUGACCUCAAAUGGGUAUGUGAUGCUACUGCUACUUACGGAGCGGUGGCUCGCACCAUUGUGGUCUGGCACAUUGCUACAACCCUGUGCGAAAAGAAGCUGGAUAAACAAGCCAAAGAAGAAUACGCUGUCAAAAGAGCCUCCACUUUAUCCAAGUACUGCAUGCAUCUCCUUGCUUUUGCACCUAACCUCCUGCCCGACCAAAGCUCCAUAUCGGAAUCCAUACUUGAUCAUUCAAUCGACGAAGUAAGGAAGUUACUCAAAGAGGCCAUGUACAAGAAGAUCGAGGGCAGGCUUGUUGUGCAGGGCGUUCACCUUGCAAGGCAACUGAUUGAUAACAUACAAGACUUCACAACAAGGUGGAAGGUGCUAUCUGAUUUCUGGGCGGAGAUGAUGCUGUAUGUCUCGCCGUCCGACGAUGCUCGGGAGCACCUGGAAGUUCUUGCAAAAGGAGGGGAGUUCAUCACGCACCUUUGGGCGCUGCUCACGCAUGCCGGUGUGUUGAAGCGAGAGCCAAAGGAUGUUGUGUGA
This is a messenger RNA of Setaria italica (foxtail millet), 1602 nucleotides long. RefSeq lists its product as uncharacterized. The record is from RefSeq and is a predicted model, not a curated record. Lineage: Eukaryota; Viridiplantae; Streptophyta; Magnoliopsida; Poales; Poaceae. The transcript is spliced from 4 exons. The coding region runs from base 1 to 1602 and encodes 533 amino acids.